Messenger RNA from Penicillium canariense, 249 nucleotides. RefSeq lists its product as uncharacterized. The record is from RefSeq and is a predicted model, not a curated record. The annotation marks the transcript as partial. Lineage: Eukaryota; Fungi; Ascomycota; Eurotiomycetes; Eurotiales; Aspergillaceae. The transcript is spliced from 2 exons.
AAUGAAAAUGAAAAUCCCGAGCAACUGAUUUCCGACACGGAGUUACUGCAACAGCAAGGAUGGGGGCUAGAUGUCGAGAGAAUGGGUAUUUUCAAUACAUUACACUCUAAUAGCUACUUCAAGACAGUGUGUAGUCUUUACGAAUUUCGUGGCCUCCGUAAGCUCGACCAAGAAGCAUCAUCCUACGAUGACUGUGGUAAUUACUUCCCCAUCAUCUUCGAGAUUAAAGCUCGGUCCGCUAUAAGCUAA